Prorocentrum cordatum is the source of this 307-nucleotide messenger RNA. The record is from the annotation of a GenBank genome assembly. NCBI's taxonomy places the organism in Eukaryota, Dinophyceae, Prorocentrales, Prorocentraceae.
GUGCAUGACAUCGCCUAUGGCGGCCGAUUCGUCCGUUGAGACGCGCGUGCAGCGUCUGGUUGAGGCGCAGGCCCGUAUGAACAAGCUGCUCAACGAACCUGAGCAGCACUGGGCCAACGAGUGUGAGACGGUAUUCGCGCAAUUCCGCCAAGCAACAGUGCACCUCAAGAACUUUCAGCAGGCUUUGGACGACGUGGAUGACAAGGACGCGGCGGCGGAUCACCGCCUUCAUGGUCAAGUUCUGCCGGGACCGGCCUCCCUUCCAGAAGCGCUCGGAGGAGGUGCUGAAGAUCCUCCUGGGGAGUGA